AUGGCGCAGAAGGGUGUUCAGCUGGAUGUUGAAACUUUUUCCUGUUCAAUCUGUCUGAACCUACUGAACAAUCCAGUGGCUAUUCCGUGUGGCCACAGCUACUGCAUGAGCUGCAUUCAAAGCUUCUGGGGUAAAAAGGGUAAGAAGAAACGCCACAGCUGCCCUCAGUGCAGGCAGACCUUUGCACCCAGGCCUGAUCUGGUUAAAAACACAAUGUUAGCAGCUUUGGUGGAGCAGCUGAAGCAGACUGGACUUCAGGCUGAUCCUGCUGAUCCUGCUGGACCUGAAGAUGUGGCCUGUGACAUGUGCCCUGGGAGGAAGCGGAAGGCCAUCAAGUCCUGUCUCAACUGUUUGGCUUCUUACUGUGAAAAACACCUCCAGUCUCACUACAGCGCCGCUCUGCUGCAGAAACACAAGCUGGUGGAGCCCUCCAAGAAGCUCCUGGAGAACAUCUGUUCUUGUCACGAUGAGGUGAUGAAGGUUUUCUGUCGCACCGAUCAGCAGUGCAUCUGCAUCUUGUGCACCAUGGAAGAACACAAAGGCCAUGAAACGGCUCCGGCUGCAGCUGAGAGGGCGGAGAGGCAGAAGGAGCUUGAGGAAAAUCGACAGCAAAUCCAGAAGAAAAUCCAGGACCAGGAGAAGGAGCUGAAGAGGCUCCAACAGGAGGUGAGGGACUCCUGUGUCUCUGCUGAUGAAGCAGUGAAGAGUACGGAGAAGAUCUUCACUGAACUGAUUAAUCUCCUCCAGAAAAGACGCUCUGAUGCGAAGCAGCGGAUCAGAUCGCAGCAGGAAGCUCUGGUGCUUUGGGUUAAGGAGGUUCAGGAGAAGCUGGAGCAGGAGCUCAAUGACCUCAAGAGGAGAGACGCUGAGCUGGAGCAGCUUUCACACAUAGAAGAUCACAACCAGUUCCUGCAAAGCUAUGCCUCGCUGCCAGCGCCCAGUGACCUCUCAGACUCAUCUGGCAUCAACGCCGAUCCUCUGAGACACUUUGAGGACGUGAAAGCAGCUGCGUCCAAGCUCCGAGACAAACUGCAGGACAUCCUGAGAGACGGUGGGACAAACACCCUCCAGACGGUGUCCAGUUCCCAACCGGAGCCAAAGAGCAGAGCUGAAUUCCUGAAAUACACCUGUGAAAUCACUCUGGAUCCAAACACAGCUUUCAGAACGCUGGAACUGAGCAAAAACAACAAAGCAGCAAUAGUGUGGUACGAGGACGAGUCAUACACUCCUAAUCCGGAGAGAUUCAGUUCAUGCAGACAAGUGCUGAGCAGGCAGAGCCUGACCGGACGAUGCUACUUUGAGUUUAAAUGGGCUGGAAUAGGAAUUUUUGUAGCAGUUGCAUACAAGAGCAUCCAGAGAGGAGGGAGAGCAAAUGAAUCGUUGUUUGGGUUUAAUGAUCAGUCGUGGGCGCUACGCUGUGACAUUGAGCGUUUGAGUUUGAAAGGAGCUGGUUACACUUUCUGCCACAACAAAGCAGAGACUCCAGUGUCAGGUCCUCAGUCAUGCAAACUAGGAGUGUACCUGGAUCACAGUGCAGGUGUUCUGGCUUUCUAUGAUGUCUCUGAAACCAUGACUCUGCUCCACAGAGUCCAGACCACCUUCACUCAGCCGCUGUACGCUGGACUUGGCUUUUUUUUCUGUGAUGGAGGCAAUGCAGAGUUCUGCAACCUCAAGAAACAGAAUAAAUCUGAUUGUACAUUAUAA
Messenger RNA from Xiphophorus couchianus (Monterrey platyfish), 1704 nucleotides. Its product is annotated as tripartite motif-containing protein 16-like. Gene Ontology annotation, molecular function: protein binding; zinc ion binding. The transcript has a single exon. Bases 1 to 1704 code for a protein of 567 amino acids. Lineage: Eukaryota; Metazoa; Chordata; Actinopteri; Cyprinodontiformes; Poeciliidae. The record is from RefSeq and is a predicted model, not a curated record.